AUGAAACAAGAAACUGAUUUCGAUAUUGAUGAAAUGAAGUAUCGUGAUCAUACACAUGAAUCGUUUACAUCCGAUGCUGAAUUACGGAAACGAUAUAUCAGAACAAAACGUGAACCUGGCCAUCGUAUAUUUGUUAAUCGAAGUUUACAAUUAGAUCGAAUAAAAUUUUAUGGUUUCGAUAUGGAUUAUACAUUAGCAUUAUAUAAAUCACCGGAAUUUGAAGAAUUAACAUUUCAACAAGUCAUUGAAUCAUUGAUUGAACUUGGUUAUCCUGAACAAAUUCGAAACUUUGUUUAUGAUCGAACAUUUCCAUUACGGGGUCUUUGGUAUGAUAAAUUAUAUGGAAAUAUACUGAAAGUUGAUGCACAUGGAAAUAUUCUUACGGUUGUACAUGGUUUUAAAUUUCUUUCUGGACAUGAAGUUCGUCAAUUUUAUCCGAAUAAAUAUAUAACUGGUGAUGAUCGUAUUUAUGUUUAUUACACACUUUUUAAUCUACCAGAAAUUUAUCUUGUUGCUUGUUUAAUUGAUUAUUUUUCUACUGCGGCGACUUACGUCGAAGAUCGAACAGGUGUUAAAUUUGGAGAAAAUAUUCUUUCAUUUCGUGCAAUUUUUAAUGAUGUUCGAAAUUCAGUUGACCGUGUUCAUUAUGCAACUAAACUUAAAGAAAGGGUUUGUGAAAAUAUUGAAAAAUAUGUUCACAAGGAUGAACAAUUACCAAUAUUAUUAGAUCGUAUUCGUUCUCAUGGUGCAAAAACAUUUUUAUUAACAAAUAGUGAAUAUUGGUAUACUGAUAAAUUAAUGGCAUAUUUAUUAACAACUGAUAAUGAUAAUAAUAAUCCAAAACGUGAUUGGAAAUCAUAUUUUAGUUAUAUUGUUGUUGAUGCUCAAAAACCAUUAUUUUUUGCUGAAGGUACAACAUUAAGAAUAAUUGAUCCAAAUACUGGAAGUAUGAAAUUGGGUUCCUAUUCUGGGCAAUUACAACAAAAUGAAGUUUAUAGUGGAGGUUCAUGUGAAGUUUUUUCAAAAUUAAUUGGUUCAAUGGGUAAAGAUGUUUUAUAUGUUGGUGAUCAUAUAUUUGGUGAUAUAAUUAAAUCAAAAAAACAAAAAGCAUGGAGAACAAUGCUUGUUGUACCUGAACUUAAUCAUGAAUUAAAAGUUUUUCAUGAUAAAAGACAUUUAUUUAAUACAUUAGAAGCAUUAGAUACAACAAUCAGUGACUUACUUCGAUCAUUUGAUAUGACUUCAAGUCAUGGACCAGAGGCUGUUUCAAAAAUUAAACAAAAAAUACAGCAAUGUACUCAUGAGCUUGACAUGAAUUUUGGUCUCUUGGGUUCUCUAUUUCGAACAGGUUCUCGUCAAACUCAUUUUGCUUCUCAAGUAACAAGAUUUGCUGAUAUAUAUGCUUCCACAGCUGUAAAUCUUGUUUAUUAUCCAUUUUUUUAUUUUUUUCGUGCUGUUCCACAAUUAAUGCCACAUGAAUCAACUGUUGAUCCUGAAGAACCGAUGCAUUUUAAAUCAUGGGGCGAUGAAAAUCCUCAAUCGAAUAUGCCUGCUCGUCCUCGUUCAAUAAUUUAUGAAACAUUUCCAAAUAUAUCUCAUUUGGAUAAUUCAAUAUCAGCAGUUUCAUCAAUACACACUCAUCCAGAUUUACCAUUACAUGUAACACAUGAUCAUGAUAAUGAUAGUGAUCCAGAUGAUGAUAGUCCAUCAAAUGUUGGUCAAGAUUUAGACUCCGAUCUUGAAUCAAAAGUAACAAAUACAUCACCGAGAAGAAAUGUGAAAUCAACAGAAAAAUAA
This is a messenger RNA of Rotaria sp. Silwood1, 1797 nucleotides long. NCBI's taxonomy places the organism in Eukaryota, Metazoa, Rotifera, Eurotatoria, Philodinida, Philodinidae. The record is from the annotation of a GenBank genome assembly.